Cladocopium goreaui is the source of this 2706-nucleotide messenger RNA. Lineage: Eukaryota; Dinophyceae; Suessiales; Symbiodiniaceae. The record is from the annotation of a GenBank genome assembly.
AUGAAUUGCCUGAGUCAUUUGGUGGAAGAUAUCAAGAGGUUGAAGGCUCUGUCAGGUUGUUUGGAGCGAUUCGAUUGGAAGGAGUUUUUUAAGACUCGGGCUAUCGACUAUAAAGGAGAUGAAGUCAAGACCGCCCGCCGAUUCAGAUGGGAAAAUAUUGCACCAGCAUUGCCCGCAGAAAUCGGGCGUGUCCCAUUAGACAAGGUGUGUACCUUGGGGGCGCAGCAUUAUGUUACCCAUUUUGAUGCCUUUGUGGGAUAUGAGUUGGCGGGAGAGCUUCCCAGGCCUCCUAAGGUGAUGGUGGAUGAUGAUCACUGGCCGGCCGUUUGUAAUGGGCUGGUCAAAGCUGGUGUCUGUGUGUUCUACCCAGAGGAAGAGCUGUUCCAUUGGAAGGGGCGGAAUUUGGCCCUGUGGGGAGGGUCGCGGGGCGCUGGUGUGGUGGAUGAAGCCAACUGUCCGCACCAGGAAAUCAGGAAGGACCGACCCCUGAGUCUCGGGGGUGAGCACUGGAGGAUCUAUCUUGACAAUUAUGAUCUCCUGGAAAAGGUGGAGGCGACGGGUGUGGUUGGGAUUGAAGGGUCCACUGCACCUGCUGUGCUCUGUCUCCGCCAAGAGUAUGAGCGGUGGGAAAUGCCGCGCAACUUUAAGAAGGCAGUGGCGCGAAGUCCCCAGGCUGAAGUUCAAGGCGCACAGGUUGAUGGCGAGCGGGGGCUUGCCUUCCCUCGGGAGUCGAAGCUCCUGAAAUACAUUGCAGUCGCUUCCCUUCUCUGCCAGCCUCCAGACACCCUGACGCUUCUGCUGCGGAACGCGCCGAGCAGUGCGCUCCCCACGGUGCAGCUGCCGUGCUUCGGGGAGGCAGCUGAAGAGCCUCUCUGGCGACAUGCAGCCCCGGGAUCUGUUCUCCUGGUUGAACUCCACAGCACCGCAGCCGUUGUCGGCACCACUGGCAGCGCAGCGCCGAGUCGAUCGGCGGUGCCGGGCGAGGUCGAGAGCGUGCCGAAGAAGUCGAGGAAGGAGCGGCCUGGCGUUCUGGGUUUGCGCAACAUGGGCAAUACCUGCUAUCUCAACAGCGGGGUGCAGUGUUUGUCCCAAACACCUUUGCUGCAGCAAGCAGUGCUGCAGCAAAAGGAUGGUGGUCCAAAUUGCAGGGCUCUGGCAGAGACGUUUCAGCUCCUAGAGGAUGCGGAAGAUGCGCCGGCGCCGGCGCGCUUGAAGGCGUCAGUGGCUGCGGGCAACCGGAUGUUUGCAGGCAAUGGGCAGCAAGAUGCACAAGAGUUUCUGCAGACCCUACUAGAGGCCAUUCACACUGAACUGAGUGGUGAAGAUGGUCCGUCUUUGGUCCGGGACAUCUUCGAGGGCGAAUUGCGCUCGGAAUUGUGUUGUUCCUGCGGGUCUCAGGACUUUGUGGAGGAUCCUUUCUGGUCCCUGCCGUUGUCGGUGCCAUCAUCUGAGGCGACUCUGGGCAGAGUCCUGGAGAGUUUUUGUGCUGAAGAAGCUUUGGAGGUGUGUUCUUAUCGGACUUUCGUUUUGUUGGCCGGUGCUCUAUGGUUGGAGUUGCGACAAGUGCGCCAGCGCCGCAACGGUUUCGACGUCGGCGACGGCCUCACGGCGGCUGCGGCUGCAACGGGUACCCAAGGUGUUGCAAAUCCAUUUGAAGCGUUUCCACUGGGAUGCCCCGGCCACAUCCAGCCAGCCGGCCCAGCCGGCUCAGCCGGCCCAGCCCAAGUUGCAGGCGCCAGUUCCUCCAGACCCAAAGAUGGCACAGGCAUGACCCUGGCGACAUGCCAAGUAGUGCCGAAGGGGGCAGCCAUUCGCGGGGCCCAUUUGCAUAUUUUGGCAUCAGCCCCUCCUCCCGCCACCGUGCCCCCGGCGGAUGCGGCUGCUCUGGCGGACUGCGACGCCGGCAACGGCGACAACGGCAACGUUCAGCGGGGCUUCCGGCGAUUCAAAACGACGCCCGACGUGUCGGCGCCGGCGCCAAAGAAAUCUCCGACGGUGACACGGCGCUCGCCAGGAGCCCCACGGCAGCAGAGCAUUCAGAUCCUGGAGCCGGAGGAGGUUUUGGAGGCGUUGAAUGUUCCCGAGCUACGCGGACGGAUCAACAGUUUCAGUCCGCCUUACUCCAGUCAUUCGCAAUCCGCUGCGGGGCUGAUCGCCGCUUUUGCUUUGGGGGGUUACUUAGCCUUCCGUUUACCUCCAACGCCUUCACAGAUGGACUUUGACGCUUUGCGCCUUUGGAUGCUUUCAGCGGCCGCUUGGGUGCCUUUAUUGGGCUGGGUCCUUUGGUCGGAUCCGCGCGCACCACCGCCGCGGAAGAGAUCAAUAUCCGGUAGCGUUCCGAAUCCCAUCGCGCGGUGCAAGCACGGCUGUAUUUUUGAGGUGGCGCCCAAAACCAGGCAUUGCCGCAAAUGUGACAAAUGCGUGGCGGGCUUCGACCAUCAUUGCCUUUGGCUCAACACCUGCGUUGGACGGCGGAACUAUCAUCGUUGGUUGCUGUUCCUGUUGUUGUUGUGUUGCUGGACCAUGCUGACCUGUUGGAUCGCCUUUUCGUCCCUGCUGCGUUGCCGCCAUUUGCGCAGUCGCCGCUUCGCGGUGGGGCACCGCCCAGCGGUGCUGCUGCUGGGUCUGCUGGCGGCGCUGGCGACUGCGUGGCUGGUGAUGCUGUUCCUUGGGUCCCGAGGGUGGGGGGGACAUGGGGUAAUGUAA